AAUCCCAAAAAUAUCGACCGUCCAUCAGUGACCCAACCAUUAAGUCCGGCCUCGCUUUAGGAACCUUUCCAUGGGGAAAGAAGAGGUGCAAUGAUUUCCAUGCACAGAGUCCUAUAAUUAAGACACUACGCAGUUGCGGUUCAGAAUACAGCAGCUCAUCUUCGUUGGGCAGUCACCGCAGCAGCAGAGCCUCUGGCCACACUCGCCUCUCCAACAAGAGAAGAAUGCAGCGCCAAUCCCUGGGAUCGCCUGGCGCUUCCGGAGGAGAUGGGAAGGAGGAGAAACGGAGGAGCAUUAUCGGCGCCGCUGGAUCUGCGGUUACGGCGCCGCCCGAGAAGCCGGAGGCGGCUUUCGAUGCGGACAAGCUGAUCCGGACGAGCACCAGGGCGGACAGGUCCAUCCAUCUCAUCCCCGUCUUCACCAUCGUCUGCCUCGUCGUCCUCUACUUCUUCUCCCACGAACCCACCCACGCAGAUCUUCAAACCUUCAGCGGCCCCGCCCUCCGCUUCGACACCAGAGAUGCGGUUUCGGGGACGGAGACGGGAGGCGUAACGUCAGCAGCGAUUCACGAGAGCCACCGGGGAAUGAAGGCAUCGGCGGCAGCGAGGCGGCUGCGCCACCGAAAGCUCAAGAGCACCUAGCUCUCCCCCGCACCGAACCAGCGAGGCGGCUGGUUCCUUUGGGGAUUAGCUGAAGCUUUAUCUUAAUUGAUUCGCUGGUUAAGAGCGGAUUUUCCCACAAAUGUCCGAUAAGGAAGCACUAAUCGUAAUUAGUGCUUUCUAUCUCUUCUUUUCCCUUUCUUUUUCUGGUUUAAUUUCCCCAAGCUUGGAGCAGAGGAUUUCGUCUUAUCCAGCCAGCUAAAAAGAUAGCGCAUAUCUCGAGGAAUCCGCAAAAGAAAUAAAAUGGGCGGUCGCUAUUAAUCCUCUGUUCAUCUGCACGACCAUUAAAGCAUGCUUAUCUUAUGGUUGUCCAUAUGCCUUAACGUGAUCGAGUAAUUAGAUUCAAUCGGGCCUUCUUUCCCAGAAGCCCAGAGAAGCGACGCCUAAUAUUUCACUUCAGCUGAAACAUUUGACCGUGUAAUAUCCAACACAAAUCAAACUAUU
Messenger RNA from Musa acuminata AAA Group (dessert banana), 1103 nucleotides. RefSeq lists its product as uncharacterized. The transcript has 3 exons. The record is from RefSeq and is a predicted model, not a curated record. Lineage: Eukaryota; Viridiplantae; Streptophyta; Magnoliopsida; Zingiberales; Musaceae. Bases 225 to 641 code for a protein of 138 amino acids.